AUGGCGCCUAUAUCUACAGAUGACCUCCGCUCCUCCACAGCGAAACCUACCAAGAUCCAAAAUACAGACACCAAGAAACCAAUUGCCACCAGCAUGGCUGAAUCAAAAAUGCCUUCGUAUCCCGGACUAGGUCGUUGGACCCUCCUCGAAACAAUGGGCAAGGGCGGAUUUAGUAAUGUCUACCGUGCCGAAGACUCAACUUCGGAAUACGGAGAGGUUGCCAUCAAGGUGAUGAGAAAAUAUGAAAUGAAUAAACAGCAGAUAGAUAAUAUGAACAAGGAGAUUCAUAUCCUAGAAGAAGCAAAGCACCCUCAUAUCGUGCAAUUCAUCGACUCUUUUGAGACACGCCAAUACUGUUAUAUCAUCAUGGAGCUCUGCACUGGUGGAGAGCUCUUUAACCAGGUCAUUAAAUUAACAUACCUCAGUGAGGAUCUCAGCAGACAUGUCAUUCUUCAAGUUGCCAAAGCUGUGGAAUAUCUGCAUGGCACUCUAGGUGUUGUUCACCGUGAUAUAAAACCCGAAAACAUCUUCUUCUAUUCCAUACCAUGGACACAGGGCAACAAAAUUAAUACUGGUUUGGACGAAGAAAAAGCCGACGAAGGCGAGUUCGUCCCUGGAGUUGGAUGUGGUGGCAUAGGAAAGAUCAAACUCGGAGACUUUGGUUUAUCCAAAUUGAUUUACGGAUAUGGCAAUCAAACCAUGACACCCUGCGGGACCAUGGGAUAUGCUGCACCUGAGCUUAUUUCAGAUCAAGGGUACUCGAUGGGAGUUGAUAUGUGGGCUCUUGGAUGUGUGCUGUUCACACUCCUCGUUGGGUUCCCUCCGUUCUACGACCCAAACAUCGGAAUUUUGAAGAGACAAGUUACCCGUGGAGAAUAUACUUUCCAGUCUCCGUGGUGGGACAGCAUCUCCCAAGAUGCAAAAGACCUUGUUUCCAACCUUCUCACUGUCGAUCCCGGGAAAAGGUUCACGAUUCAAGAGUUUAUGGCCCAUCCCUGGAUCCAACAGGGACCAGGUGAAACCAAAUCUGCCUAUGCAACUCCAAGUCCGGAUUCUCAGACCGCCACUACUGGGAAAGAGUCAACCUCGAAUCACCAUGCAGUGAAGAACGACCAUCUUGCAACCCCACGUUUGACUGCUGGAAAUCAAGUCGGUUUCCGCACUCCCGAUACAAUGAACGUUCGCGAAAUCUUCGAUGUUGCAUUUGGCGUACAUCAACAUGAAGAAGAAAUAAAAAGACAAGAAAGGAUCGCUGCCGGAGGUAGAGCUACGCCUGCAGGUCCUCCUGUCGGAUCAUUCAAUCGCGCAAAUCAGGGUUUGUCUACGCCAGCACAACUGCGACAACCACGCCAGACGAGCGUUUCACCCUCUUGCCCCAAUGGUGGUUUCAAUCGAAGAGAGAAGCCCCAAGAACCACAAUCAUUGUUCAAGCUUAGCAUGCAAAACAGCCUUCUGCUUGAGAAACGAAGACAGAUGUCAUAG
This is a messenger RNA of Penicillium arizonense, 1482 nucleotides long. RefSeq lists its product as uncharacterized. The record is from RefSeq and is a predicted model, not a curated record. Gene Ontology annotation, molecular function: protein kinase activity; ATP binding. The coding region runs from base 1 to 1482 and encodes 493 amino acids. Gene Ontology annotation, biological process: protein phosphorylation. Lineage: Eukaryota; Fungi; Ascomycota; Eurotiomycetes; Eurotiales; Aspergillaceae. The transcript is spliced from 3 exons.